This is a messenger RNA of Penicillium soppii, 1461 nucleotides long. Its product is annotated as sugar porter family MFS transporter. Gene Ontology annotation, molecular function: carbohydrate:proton symporter activity. Bases 1 to 1461 code for a protein of 486 amino acids. The transcript is spliced from 2 exons. The record is from RefSeq and is a predicted model, not a curated record. Lineage: Eukaryota; Fungi; Ascomycota; Eurotiomycetes; Eurotiales; Aspergillaceae. Gene Ontology annotation, biological process: carbohydrate transport; transmembrane transport. Gene Ontology annotation, cellular component: membrane.
AUGGGAUUGAUUCCCGCAAACAUCAAAAGUCCACCAAAGUAUCUACUAGGAUGCAUUCUCUGUUCAGCAAACGGCCUACUCUUCGGCAUGGACACAGGGACCAUCGGUCCAGUCACCGAUAUGGAAUACUUCAAAGCCUCAUUCGGAGGCAGUGAAAACUCCACAAUCCACGGCCUAAUCGUGUCCUGCAUUCUGAUCCCAGCAGCGCUGUCAUCAUUCUUUGCCGGAUAUGUUGCCGAUCGACUCGGUCGACCAAAGGGAAUUUGCAUUGGAGUCUUUAUCUUCGGCCUUGGCGCAGCGAUAGAAGCAGGCGCCGUGGCUUUGUCCAUGUUCAUUGUUGGUCGCAUUGUGGAAGGACUGGGCGAGGGUCUUUUUCUUGGAAAUCUAGUUGUCUUGAUCUGCGAGAUAUCGCCGACUCGGGCCAGAGGCGCUUUGACAACAGGCCCCCAGCUGGCUACUACACUUGGAUUGGUUUUGGGGUACUUCGUCAGUUAUGGGACAUCAGGUAUUCAGUCGUCGCUUUCGUGGAGAUUGCCAUGGAUUAUUCUCGCGAGCCUUUCUAUGGUUCUUUGUGCGCUGUCAUUCUUCUUCCUGCCGGAAUCGCCACAAUGGCUUGGCCUUCAUGGUAAAUAUGAGAUGGCUGAAGAGGCAUGGGAGAGGUUAGGAGUGACACCCGCAGAGCGUGAAAAGGUCGAAGUCAAUGUUGUAAUCAGGGAGACAGGACCAGACGUGGACGAUGUCAAAGACAAUACUACGAAAAAGCUUCUUGACAUUUUCUCAAAAGAUGUCUGGGGUCGAACCGUUCUCGCAGUGUUCUUGAUGGGAAUGCAGCAGAUGAGCGGUAUUGAUGGAGUGCUCUAUUAUGCGCCUCAACUUUUCCAAAAAGCCGGACUUGCUUCAUCCGAAGCGAGUUUUCUAGCAUCCGGUGUAUCGGCAAUAGUCAUCUUUGCAGUCACUGUCCCAGGGCUCAUCUAUGCCGACGGAUGGGGCCGCCGAAGCAGCAUUAUAUACGGUGGUGUCGGAAUGGGAAUUCUGAUGUUUUUAAUGGGUGGCCUGUAUGCCGGAAAUGCAGUGCACCAAUCAACUGGCGCUGGUCGCUGGGUCGUGAUUGUCUGCAUCUAUCUUUUUGCAGCGCUUUAUUCCGUUAGCUGGGGUAUUGCUGUCAAGGUGUAUAGUGCUGAGAUCCAGCCUCAGCGAACUCGUGCAUCGGCCACCACGCUGGCUCAUUCAAGCAACUGGGUGUCCAACUUCUUGGUCGCUUUGACAACGCCUGUUCUGCUUGCGAAGAGCAGUUAUGGUGCGUAUUUUUUGUGGGGUGGAUGUUGUGUUGUGACUGUUGUUGUCAGCGUCAUUUUCAUGCAUGAAACUCAGGGUCGAACUUUUGUGGAGAUUGAAGAGGCAUUCAAGGGGAAAAGGCCGACUCAGAAACGUCAAGAGGCUGAGAGUGCGAGCAAGGCCUGA